Messenger RNA from Letharia lupina, 516 nucleotides. RefSeq lists its product as uncharacterized. The coding region runs from base 1 to 516 and encodes 171 amino acids. Lineage: Eukaryota; Fungi; Ascomycota; Lecanoromycetes; Lecanorales; Parmeliaceae. The record is from RefSeq and is a predicted model, not a curated record. The transcript is spliced from 2 exons.
AUGGCGACGACGUACACCCAGCACCACCUAACGCUCCCCUCCCUCGGUCGUGGCUCGCACCUUAUCACCGACCAUAUCGUAUCUUCGCUACCCCAGAUAUCGGGUAUUAAAUGCGGGCUACUGCACCUGUUCCUACAACACACGAGCUGCGCGCUGUCAAUGAAUGAGAAUUGGGAUGAUGAUGUGAGGGCGGACAUGAGUGAUGCUUUGGACGGGAUGGUGAAAGAAGAUAAAGGUGCGCUGGAAAAACGAGUAGCGUGGAAGGAGGAGCGCUUUACGUGGGGGCAUCAGAGCACAUAUCAAGUCGUCUCUGAUAGGCGCGAGCGUGAGCGUACCAAUAUCAAAUGGAAAACUCGCCACAGGGACCUGGCAGGGCAUCUGGUUUCUGGAAUUUCGGAAUAUGAAGCAGAAGAGGAAGGUCCUGGCUACGAUACAAGGGGAGAAGAUGUGAGAGAUCUACGGCAUGAGACACGAAAGAAGAGUAAUAAAGAUAAGGCAACAAGGAAUCAGGCAUGA